AUGUCAACCGCGCUGUAUCCUCUCGCAUCUCUCGCGCAAAUAGAGAAGACACCCUCUCGUGAAGAUGGAAUACCUGGAGAUUUGGAAGAAGAUCUGCGUGCAUAUGGGUGCAAGCUCAUACAUGAAGCAGGCAUUCUUUUGAAACAGUACAUGUUCUCUAUUCUUUAUACGAUGAUUUGCAUGUUGAGGUUGGCUGAGAACAGAAAGCAAGUUGCUGUAGCUACAGCGCAGAUACUUUUCCAGAGGUUUUGGUAUGUCACUUCCAUGAAACAGUUUGGUAUUGGGGACAUCGGAAUGGGGGCACUUUAUUUGGCAUCAAAGCUAGAGGAGUGCCCGAUACGUAUGCGCGACCUGAUUAACGUAUACGACCUGCUUCAACAACGGUCGACCCACACUCGAUCUGUUCUACUGUCAGGAAACUCCAGCCCGUCAACAUCACGUCGAAGGCUCGAAUUCCACUACACUCCAAUGUCCUACUUCGGCAACACGUUCUAUGACUUGAAGGAGGCGCUUGUGGUCGCCGAGAUGCAGGUGCUCAAGCGGCUUGGAUUCAACGUGAACGUCGUCCUACCUUAUGGAACCCUAGUCAAUUACCUGAGGCUUCUCGGCCUGACGAAUCGCGAGGAUGUGUGUAAUCGAGCAUGGGGAUACUUAAAUGACGCUCUGCAGACGCCUGUCUACGCGCUCUACGCAGUGCCAACGAUCGUCAGCGCAGCAAUCUUGUUGACGAGUCGGCAUCUGAGCAUUCCACUUCCCUCUUCUCCUGACAAUUGUUGGUGGGAGCUGUUCGAUGCCGACUGGGAAGAUGUUUGGAGUGUCUGUGGUCACAUAAUGCGCCUUUACCGAGAGCGCAACAUAGAAGACCGGACACGGAUCAUGGGCAUGGUGUCGAAAAAGGGAGUCCGUCAGUGGCUAGAGGAUCAUCAUACCUUCGACAAGCGUGGUUGA
Molecule: messenger RNA, 948 nt
Organism: Fibroporia radiculosa
Lineage: Eukaryota; Fungi; Basidiomycota; Agaricomycetes; Polyporales; Fibroporiaceae
Exons: 3
Coding region: 1-948 (315 amino acids)
Biological process (GO): regulation of transcription by RNA polymerase II
Cellular component (GO): nucleus
Molecular function (GO): cyclin-dependent protein serine/threonine kinase regulator activity
Source: RefSeq, a predicted model, not a curated record